CAGUUUAAUAGGGGCGGUCAAAGGGGGGCUGGCCUCUGCCCGCCAGGCUCAGCUCCCAAUAAAUACAAAUUCAGCCCCAGAGCCGGACGCGUCGCCUUGGAGUGGGAUACUCGGACCUGCACGAGGGGCUUGUUGGCACCGCGAGCGCUGGAUUAAGAAAAAGAAGAAGAAAAAAAAAAACGGGCAUCAUUCGGGUCUUUCUUCAUGGGGCCACCUCUUGUUCAACGCCAUUAGAGUUUCGGGAUUAUUGCCCCUCUAUAAUUUCAGAAACCCGCCUUCAUUUGCGGGGGCCCACCGUGAACGCGCGCGGUCUUGUCGGACGUUUCAGUGCACUUGUGACAGCUGGGGUCCGAAACCCACCGCCACAUUCGGGAUAUUUCGUUAGAAAAGGGGAAGUUUGGGGCCCUCCUGCUGCUCGUUCAGACUGUCGAGGACUUGAGCGCCUCUGGAUUUACGGCGGAUGUUCAGGUAGAGCUGCGCGUUUUUGCUGACCGUUAUUAUUAUUACGCUGCCGUUUCACGAGUGAAGGUGGUCGUCCAAAUCUUGUUUUCUUCCUUUCCUCGUUAACUUCUCGGACUCUUACUUAUGAUUCAUUUUUUUUAUUAUUGAUGGGCUCCUCACCCAACAUGAGCUAAGGACCCCCGCACUGGGUGCUCUUAAGCCGUGGGGGUCUUCUGUCGGACUUAGCGACCCUAACGCCAAGUCCGUCCUGCUCCUGUCGCGCUCCUGUGACAUUCCAGCCACCUUUGUGUCACUUCUGUUAAGUCCCCUCACUUGGCUCCGUGUCGCGUUUUGUUCUCCUGCACUCCCACUUUCUUAAUCGUGACGAUUGUCUUUUGAUUCGAUAUUUUUAAGUUCGUUUAUGGCUCCGCGUAUUUCCAUUUCUCUGUCGAUCUCUAGAUGACGGCUUCUUGUUGUUAUUUCAGCCAUUUCGUGGAUUUCUUUUCGUUUUUCUCUUCCUUUCCCUCUCAGCUGCCCUGCUAGCCUUCUCCACUCCUAUGUCAGCUCCUUCUAAUCUGCCGGCACUUUUCGCCUUAAUCGAUUUAGUGUUCGGUGUUUCCGCUCGUCGCCCCCCUUCCCGAUUUCCUUCAUGUCUUCCCAAGCCCCCACGUAGUCCCCUUUCCUGCGGCCGCAGGAGGAAUGAGAAGAGCCGCCGCUGACGGAGCCCCGUGCCGGAAGGUCCGAGUCCCCACGCCAUGACACGGCGGGCUUUGGUGGGUCACGCUGGCGCCCCCGCGCUGCUGCUGCUGCUCCUCUGCUGGCCCAGGCAGGAGCCUGUGGCGUGGGGUGCCAGUCUCACAGGUGCCAAGGCCGGGCACCCGGGGGUUUGCCCCAACCAGCUGAACUCCAAUUUGUGGGUAGAUGCGCAGAGCACCUGUGAGAGGGAGUGCCUGGUGGACCAGGACUGUGCCGGGAUGGAGAAGUGCUGCACAAACGUGUGUGGACUGAAGAGCUGUGUGGCAGCCCGCUUCUCGGAAAGCCCUCCUGGUAAGCCCGAUCAUCAGAAAGCUGGAGGAAGCCUCGGCAACACGGGAGCCUCUUGGGGGUCCGUAAGUUGCCACAGUUUUAUGUGCAGUCAGCAGGGCUCCACUUGUGACAUCUGGGAAGGUCAGCCCAUCUGCAAGUGCCGGGACCGUUGCGAGAAGGAGCCCAGCUUCACCUGCGCCUCUGAUGGUCUCACAUACUUCAACCGCUGCUACAUGGACGCCGAGGCCUGCAUCCGUGGGGUUACGCUAACGGUGGUCACCUGUCGCUAUCACCUCUCCUGGCCCCACACCAGUCCCCUGCCCUUGGACACCACCACCAACCCUACUCCCACCACCUUCCACGAGGAUCCUUUCCCUCCUGCCCUUUACCACAAUCCCACCCAUCAGUCUGUCUACCUGGGGGGCACAGUCAGCUUCCACUGUGACGUGGUGGGCAGUCCCAAACCAGACAUUACCUGGGAGAAGCAAACGGACCGCCGAGAGAGCCUUAUUAUGAGGCCUGACCAAAUGUAUGGCAACCAGGUGGUCACCAACAUCGGCCAACUUGUCAUUUACAAUGCCCAGACGGGGGACUCGGGCAUCUACACCUGCACGGCGCGCAAUGUGGCCGGAAUCCUCCGUGCCGACUUCCCUUUGUCUGUCAUUCGCCGCACAGAAGAGGAGGAGAGCUUUGAGGACAGCCUGGCAGGGGAAAUGAGGCGACCUUUCGCUCCUGGAGACUGCAUGGCCGAGGUGGACAGACGUGUCUGUGGAGAGCGGCAUGUGGACUGGUACUACGACUCCAAGAGAGCCGGCUGUUUGACUUUUCAUUUUGGGGGCUGCAAUGGAAGUAGAAAUCACUUUGAGACCUAUGAGGAAUGCCACGCCACCUGCCAUCGCAAUGGCAUGAACAUCUGUAAUCUGCCCGCCGUUCAGGGACCCUGCAAAUCCUGGGAGGCCCGCUGGGCAUACAACUCCCUCAUGAAGCAGUGCCAAGCCUUUGUUUAUGGGGGCUGCCAGGGAAAUGACAACAACUUUCGCAGCCGAGAGGAGUGUGAAGAUAACUGCCCUCUGCCCAAAGGUCGGCCCUGCAAGCCCUGCCGGCCAAAGGCCAAGAUGGUGCCAAGCUUGUGUCGCAGUGACUUUGCCAUUGUUGGCCGAGUGACGGAAGUCAUUGAGGAUCAGGACACGGGCAUUGCCCGCUUCCGGCUAGAAGAGAUUCUACGCGAUGAGAAGAUGGGCUUAGCCUUCUUUAACACUCGCCACUUGGAGGUAACUUUGGCCAAAGUGGACUGGAGAUGCCCGUGUCCCAAUGUAACUGUGGAGGAAAGCCCCUUAAUUGUGAUGGGCGAUGUCCAGGAUGGCAUGGCCAUACUUCAGCCGGACAGCUAUGUGCGACCGGUCAACGACAAACGGCUGAAGAAGAUUCACGAGGUUCUGGAAAAGAAGACGUGCGAGUUACUGCAGAGAUUUCAGGAUUAACAAGACGGAGGGCAUGCAUGUGUGAGCUCUGGCGACACGGACUGCUGGGCAUUUAAUGACUACGGAAGAAAAUCUGCAAAAAUCUGCAUAGGCACCUUAGCCUUUAGCUAUGCCAGUGUGGCGUUCGGGACCAUCCUACCGGGACAGGCCUUUUACGUCAAAGCUAAGCCAACGAUUUCAUCAUAAGUGGCUACGCUUGAUCUAAUUACGAGGUAAAGGCUGCCCAUGGACUGUUGGGAAGCGGGCGAGUGGCACUGAGGUGGCACAUCUAUUGUGACCGACUCCCCCAGACAGCCUACUGAUCUACUAAGGUGAUAGGCAGGCUGUGUAGUUAAUAAAGUCCCUGUACAGUCUGUGCCAUCCAAACACUCCAAAAUGUUGCAAAUGUACUUAGGCUGAGAAAUAAAAAUGGUUUUCAAGUACAAAUCCUAUUUAAUGUUCGUAACUCACUGAGCCGUCUCUUUAACUCUUUGAGGGCUGAAUAUCUUUUCUGAAAAGCACCCAAUGCAUUGGCUUCACACAUAAAUCAACAUAAAACAUCUGUUGCUACGCGCUGUGGCUGCUGUUGGCACCUGCUUGGCAUCUCUGGCAGCAGGGGCAGCUCGAUGGGCAGCAUUAAUUCACGGUGAGCCGGCUACCUCUCUGUCUUCGCACAGCAGUCGCGGAGUGACGCACUAUGGUUUGUACCGCGGGUCAUCAUCAGUGGAGGUCCUCCGAGGCGAACGCUGCUGUAGGCAUACCAGCUACACGCACGCGUUCAGCACCACCAUCAGCUGGGCACCGACAGAUCACUGGCAUCAAACUCGGAGUCCGUAAAACGUCCAUGGAGAAUUUUGCUUUCGUCUUGCCAGACAUCGAUGCCAUUUUAGAGGCCGUUUGCUCUUCACUUCUCGCGCACACGCAGCGACUCGAGGUCAAGUUAACAAAGCUAUGGGAUUCUCCUUCAAGCAAAGAGAGUUGAGCUAAAACGGAAGGGCGAGUUGGGUACGCAGUUCAUAGCCGAUUACCCUCCUCUACCCCUGAAUUUCGACAAAAUACAAUACAAUACCAUUUAAUUUUGUAUAGGAGCCC
Molecule: messenger RNA, 4019 nt
Organism: Polypterus senegalus (gray bichir)
Lineage: Eukaryota; Metazoa; Chordata; Cladistia; Polypteriformes; Polypteridae
Gene: wfikkn1
Product: WAP, follistatin/kazal, immunoglobulin, kunitz and netrin domain containing 1
Exons: 2
Coding region: 1197-2948 (583 amino acids)
Cellular component (GO): extracellular region
Molecular function (GO): serine-type endopeptidase inhibitor activity; protein binding
Source: RefSeq, a predicted model, not a curated record